Molecule: messenger RNA, 1066 nt
Organism: Cavia porcellus (domestic guinea pig)
Lineage: Eukaryota; Metazoa; Chordata; Mammalia; Rodentia; Caviidae
Product: cytochrome P450 4F3-like
Exons: 4
Coding region: 720-1055 (111 amino acids)
Source: RefSeq, a predicted model, not a curated record
ACAGAAUAGACUUUAAGGAGAUGGGUGUUCUGGGGAUAGAGGGUAACGGGGGAGGGAGGCAGUGAAGCUUUGACAUUUGCACGUCUGUCCCCGUACUCCACAGCGAGCGUGUUUAUUUUGUACUGCAAACACAGGAUGGGAAAAUCCUUUACAGGAUUCCACCUCCAAGCCUCCUAAUGCUUCACUGAGAAAGGUCGUAUGUCAUGCUCUUGGCAAGUAUUUGGAGGAAAGAUCACCAGACUGGCAAGGGCAAGGCUGGGCUGGUCCGCCUCUCGUGGCACCUGAAAUCUCCAGUGUGCCCUUUAACCCGCUACACCCAGGCCAGAAAGGAGGGGGUGGCUGUGAACUCAGGGGCUCAGAGUCACCUUAACACAAACUCGAUCUCACCCCAGACCAAAAGGGUCAAGUUCUAAGGGUUCAGGUCAGUGCUGUGUGCCUCUGGGGUGAUGAUUACUUCCUAUACCCAGCUCCCUGCCCCCAAGUCUUGGCCUCCUGCCCAGGCAGGAAGGGGGCAGCCGAGGCAGGGGAUCAGCUGGCAUAGCUCAGCUGGGUGCAGCCCCUGAUGGUGUCAGCAGCCAGGAAUAAACAAGUCCCAGGAGCAUGGAUGACACAGCUGAGCCCGGCCUGGCUGGGCCUGGGGCCCGUGGCAGCCUCCCCUUGGCUGAUCGGGCUCCUGGUUGGGGUUUCUUGGCUCCUGGCCCGAGUUCUGAGCCGCAUCUAUGCCAUCUAUGAAAACUCUGGUCGCCUUCAAUGUUUCCCACAGCCCCCCAAAAGGAACUGGCUUCUGGGUCACCUGGGCAUGGAAGCACUAUAAGCCUGGCACACUGGGACACAUUUGGAAUCGCAGCUACGUGAGAGACCAAAGCAGGAAACCUACAAGGAACUGCACAGGGCAGACAUUCCCCAUGGCCAAGAUGAAGGUGGUGUUGGUGAUGACCCUGCUGAGCUUCUGUGCCCUCCCCGAUGAUGUCGAGUCCAUCAGGAAGCCGGAGCUGAUCCUGCGCACAGAGAGUGGGCUGUGGCUGCAGAUGGAGCCGCCGAGCUUGGGAGUAUAGGCAGCCCUGAG